Molecule: messenger RNA, 1610 nt
Organism: Culex pipiens pallens (northern house mosquito)
Lineage: Eukaryota; Metazoa; Arthropoda; Insecta; Diptera; Culicidae
Product: DNA repair and recombination protein RAD54B-like
Exons: 1
Coding region: 798-1316 (172 amino acids)
Source: RefSeq, a predicted model, not a curated record
UGUGUUUAAAUGUCUGUUUGUUUUUUUUGUUGUUUAAAGCCAAAUUUGUUAACAAAAAAUAUUUGUUUAUGAUGAAAAGUGAGCAAAAUCCAUCUUUUAUUCAUUAUAUCUAUCAUUAGACCUACACCAUGCAUCAAAACAUCAAAUAUCGGUUAAAUUUGGUAUAAAAAUAACAGUUUGCCUAUAGUGGACCCGGGUCCACAAUCGGAUUAUGGACCCGGGUCCACUAUAGGAAAAGGGGGUCCACAACAGGCAAAAAAAACUUUUUUUUCAAUUGGCUAUUUUUCUGCUCAAAAACAAAUAACUGAUGAAACAAAUAGUCAAAAUUGUUCAAAAGACUUCAGUUUUCAUUGUUUUGUACAAAGGGUUAUGAAAAAGUGCUUAAAAUAUUGAAAAUUUGUGAAAAAUGUGCUUCGGCUCUACUAGGGGGUCCACUAAUGGUUAAAAUACCCUAAAUAUCGUAAAUACAAGCGUAAAUAUUAUUUAUCUGCACGAUAUUCGGAAUUGAAUUUUGCUCAGUGUGGAUAGUGACAGUUCAGAACUGUCACUUGUUUGUUUCCUUCAUUUACAAACUGUCACCGCUCCAAUCCAGCUUGAGGUAUAUUUUGUCACCUUCAGGAUUUCCGGUGCCCUACGAAGAUUGGGACAGCGGGACCAGAAACGUCAGCACUUCUACUAAAGAAGCAAAUGCGGGUGAUGACGGCAGGACCGUCGAUGAAGCGGUCCCUGCCGGUCGAACUUCCACCACCAUCACUAUCCGACCGCAGCCGUUACCGCAAGCCCAACCGGACCCGGGCAUGCUGGAGCUGCUCACCAGCUCGGAGAACCAUGCCCGCGUGUUGGAAGCCCGAGCCGUCGCAGUCAGAAAGCCGGCAGCGUUGCACACCCCCGCAGAACCAACGACGACGCAAGUGUGCUGGGGCAAAAUAACGACCAAAAAGCACAAAACGUGGGAGGGCGACGGAACGUUGACCAUCGUGGGCGGGAAUAGCGUCACGUUGGGCGACGAGGACGGCAAGGUGAUUGGGGGCUCUGGGUUGGUGAAGGGGGAGGAGCUGGAGGAGGGUUCGCGGUUGAGCAAGGAGGUUGAACUGGUGGACCGGAUUGAUGGGGAGGUGGCCAAGGAGAAUGAUGUGCCGGUGAAAAGGGGUUUUCGAUUCGAGGCGAGAGGAGGGUUUAGGCCGCCGGCGGAGUCGAUGUGCGCCGGGAGUCCGAUUGUGGUGUCGAGCUGGUUGGGACUGUGGGGAGGAAGCGAUUGCGGAGGACUUUGUUCCAUUGAUGAUGCGGGAGCCUUCGUUCGAUCAGUGGAAGUAUAACAAAGGGUUGCGUUCCGUACUGCGUGGCUACCCGAGCAGGGGUAAAUAACACGGGAAUACCAAAUUUUGGUAUUACUUGGGCAAAUAACAGGGACCAAAAUGUGCCCUUGGUUGCCCAGUAAUAGAUGGUAAAAUACCAUGAAAUCAUACCAAAGUCUUGUAUGUGGAAGGGCACAACAAUACCAAACCAUGUUAUUCCAAGGGUAAAAUAAUACCUCAAAAUAAAAUCAUUUCAAUACCAAGUUGAGGUCUUCUGGAUUUUUAAACAUUGCUUGAAUACCAAAACUUGGUAUU